Linderina pennispora is the source of this 709-nucleotide messenger RNA. Its product is annotated as Appr-1-p processing domain-containing protein. NCBI's taxonomy places the organism in Eukaryota, Fungi, Kickxellomycota, Kickxellomycetes, Kickxellales, Kickxellaceae. Bases 53 to 622 code for a protein of 189 amino acids. The transcript has a single exon. The record is from RefSeq and is a predicted model, not a curated record.
UUCCUUUUUUCCACUCAACAAGAACACUCUCAUUAACACUCCAGUAAAACCUAUGAGCAUUUCUGUAUUGUCGAUUCCAACUGUGGCGGCCAAGCUCGGACGGACAGCUGCGGCUGGGUCGUUCCUCUCCCUAGUAAGCAUCUUCCGCGGCGAUAUCACACGGCUCUCUGUGGAUGCAAUCGUAAACGCAGCCGACAAUGCGUUGCUGGGCGGCGGGGGAGUCGACGGGGCGAUCCACCGGGCGGCCGGGCCGCGGCUGCUGGCCGAAUGCCGCACACUGAACGGGUGCGCAACUGGCGCGGCCAAAAUCACAAAGGGCUAUGAUCUGCCGGCCACGUACGUGAUCCAUACGGUUGGCCCGGUGGGCGAGCAUCCGGAGCUGCUCCGGAGCGCGUACAGGAGCUCGCUGGAUGUGGCCAAGAAGAAUGGCGUAAGGACGAUUGCAUUCCCGUGCAUUUCAACCGGCGUGUUUGGGUACCCCGCCGAGGCUGCAUGCAGGGUGGUGUUGGGUGCGGUCGAGGAGUGGCUGAGGGAGAAUGGUGGGGCGAUUGAGCGCGUUGUCUUUUGCAUGUUUAAUGAUCAGAGUGAGCGCAUUUAUUCGGAGCAGCUGGCGAACUUCUAGAGACGGGAGGCCAGCUGGAGUUUUUUCUGCGUGUAGAGACAAUAUACUGAGGAAGAUCUGGUCACAUGGCAUGCUAAAUGAUGGAGG